GAACUAAUUAAACCCAUAAAGUUUAAAUAGUUUUUUUUUAAUAUUUCAAGAUUUUUUCGCAUUUAUCCAAUCGAUUUUCCAUUGGUUGUCAUUGAUACAAAAUGUUAUCUUUAAUAAAAAAUUCAUCAAUGUUACGAUGUCCUUCAAUUUUGGCUCGAACAUUGAAUGUACUCUCAACACAACAACAAUGUACAAAGGUUACUUUACCGGAUCUUCCAUACGAUUAUAAUGCUUUGGAACCAGUGAUUUCAACUGAAAUCAUGCAACUACAUCACAGUAAACAUCAUCAAGCUUAUGUUAACAAUUUGAAUGUUGCAUUAGAAAAAAUGGAAGAAGCUAAAUCAAAAAAUGAUGUUAAAACAAUAAUUGAAUUGGAACCGGCAUUACGAUUUAAUGGUGGUGGCCAUAUUAAUCAUUCAAUUUUUUGGCAUAAUUUAGCACCAGUAGGAAAAUCUGGUGAACCAAAAGGUGAACUAUUACAAGCGAUCAAUUCAUGUUUCGGAUCUUUAGAUGAUAUGAAAGCUCGCGUUAGUCAAUUGGCAAUCGGUGUUCAAGGUUCCGGUUGGGCAUGGCUUGGUCGUUGUCCGAAAAGUGGCCAACUUCGUGCUGUUGCCUGUCCUAAUCAAGAUCCAUUAGAGGCCACAACAGGAUUGGUACCCUUAUUUGGCAUUGAUGUAUGGGAACAUGCCUAUUAUUUGCAAUAUAAAAAUGUUCGACCAGAUUAUGUUAAUGCCAUUUGGAAAGUAGCCAAUUGGAAUGAUAUUGAACAACGCUUUAUGGCUGCAAAGCCAAAAUAAAUGAAUUUAUUUUUAAUGUUUAAA
This is a messenger RNA of Dermatophagoides pteronyssinus (European house dust mite), 821 nucleotides long. It is a transcript of the gene Sod2, whose product is annotated as superoxide dismutase 2. The record is from RefSeq and is a predicted model, not a curated record. Lineage: Eukaryota; Metazoa; Arthropoda; Arachnida; Sarcoptiformes; Pyroglyphidae. Gene Ontology annotation, biological process: superoxide metabolic process. Gene Ontology annotation, molecular function: manganese ion binding; superoxide dismutase activity. Gene Ontology annotation, cellular component: mitochondrion.